Molecule: messenger RNA, 4703 nt
Organism: Ostrea edulis (European flat oyster)
Lineage: Eukaryota; Metazoa; Mollusca; Bivalvia; Ostreida; Ostreidae
Product: cyclin-dependent kinase-like 2
Exons: 14
Coding region: 485-2521 (678 amino acids)
Biological process (GO): protein phosphorylation
Cellular component (GO): nucleus
Molecular function (GO): cyclin-dependent protein serine/threonine kinase activity; ATP binding
Source: RefSeq, a predicted model, not a curated record
CUCGGAUAUGAAUUUAAUAGAUGAAGAUUAAUUAUAAUUACAGUUGAUUUUUAUGUUGUUGUUGACAUUAACAAUGUUUACAAGCGACAUCUUUCGUUUGUGAAAAAAACAAAUCCUUAAAAUCGGUACAGAAGUUUAUCAAUCAUUAUUUUGUGGGGAUUUGCUAUAUUGAGCUUGUCAGUUCGAGUUUGUUCAACAUCCAAUUUGUGUAUGUUUCUCUUCAUUGGAUUUUUCACCAGUGCGGUGACUGGUCAGAUGAUGACACGCGCCAUAUAGUUUCUAUUCUUAAAUUCAUGUAGUGGUUAAAUCUUGUUAUACAAGGAAAGAAAUUGUCACCAAACAAAAGUAAAGGCGUGAGAUUUUUCGAUUGUAGCAGACGACCUGAUUUUAAACAUUGCAAUAUGGUUAGCUCCACAAUGGCCUGAUACUUGUGCAGCUUUCUUUUUGAGAAAUUCCACGAGUGUUGAUUAUCGUACACCAGAAAAUGUCCAAAACUCUUCAAGUGAGAGGAGCAUCUCUGUUACGUGCGAUGGAGAAGUAUGAGAAUCUGGGACUGGUGGGGGAGGGGAGCUACGGCAUGGUCCUUAAGUGUCGCCACAAAGAGACAGGACAGCUUGUGGCCAUUAAAAAGUUCCUGGAGAGCGAAGAUGACAAAAUGGUCAAGAAGAUUGCUCUCAGAGAAGUCAGGAUGCUGAAGCAACUACGGCAUGACCAUCUAGUAAAUUUAAUAGAAGUGUUCAGAAGAAAGAAAAGACUGUACUUAGUGUUUGAAUUUGUUGAUCACACUGUGCUAGAUGAACUUGAAAAAUGUCCGAAUGGUUUAGAUGAAAAUACAGUCAGACGAAUCCUAUGGCAAGUUUUAAAGGGAACAGAAUUCUGCCAUUUACAUAAUAUCAUUCACAGAGACAUAAAACCAGAGAACAUAUUGGUUAGUAAGUCAGGGAUUGUGAAGUUAUGUGACUUUGGAUUCGCUAGGACUCUUGCACAACCAGGUGAAACCUACACGGAUUAUGUGGCAACCAGGUGGUACCGAGCUCCAGAACUUUUGGUAGGGGACACAAAAUAUGGAAGGGCUGUGGAUAUUUGGGCAAUAGGAUGCUUACUGGCAGAAAUGUUAACGGGAGAACCUCUGUUCCCCGGCGAUUCUGACAUAGACCAGCUGUACCAUAUUGUUAAGUGUUUUGGUAACCUCACUCCUAGACACAAAGAAGUCUUUCUCAGAAACCCACUCUUUGUUGGAAUGCGAUUACCAGAAGUUAGAGAAAUUUCACCCUUGGAAAAGAAAUUCACAAGGAUAUCUUCACAUUCAUUAGAAUUAAUGAAGCAAUGUUUACGACUUGACCCCGAUGAGCGACCCACAUGUACUCAACUUAUAAAGCACGACUUUUUCUCAAAGGAUGGCUUUGCUACAAGGUUUCAGAAUGACCUAAAACAGAGGAUAGAGCGUGAGAAUCAUGGCAACCCUCUUAAGACGGGGGACGACGAUGACAGCAAGGGUAACAAAAAGAAGAAGAAAACCGACAACAGUAAGGAGUCCAAAGCCACAGAGGAUAAAAAGAAAAAGGCACAAGAUAAUGAAAAGACAGUGAAAAAAGCAGCAAAUCCUAAUAAUGUUAUUGGAACAAAUAAUGUGUCUUUUCCCACACCAAGUAAUCAGAACAAAAGUAAAUCUGAUAACUCAGUGAAUGAGGUAAAGGUGGAUAUCAAAGACAAAAAGUCAGAUAGAAAUGAUAAAAAAGUGGAGGAAAAGUCCGAGAAAAAAUCAGGGGACAGCAAAGGAAAAUCAGAGGAAAUAAGUGAGAAAAAGGACAAUAAAAAGCACGAAGAUAGGAAGUCCAAUGACAAAGAGGACAAGAUAGAGGACAAAAAGUCUGAGGAUAAACAUUCAGAGUUAAAGGAGAAUGAGAGAGACAAAGAGAAUAAUAAGGAGAGCACAGUUUCAGCCAUGUCACCCUCCAGUAUUCCUCCCAUUAAUAAUUCAGGACACACAGUUCAUGUUUCCACACCUCCAUCAAUGCCUUCAAUCAGCAGACAGCCUCUAGUCAUUAGAUCCCAGUACUUAAGUCUUGCCAGUCCGACCAUGGGUCUCAAUACUGCAAACAAUAUAAGUCUGUCCAAUAUAAUGAGUUCUCCAUUUUGUGGUCCGCGUCCUCUGAGGGUUAGUGAUAAAAUGGUAAAGAAACCUCCCCCUAAUUUCAUUAAAAAGAACCAAGUCACCAGUCAUCACAGCACAACACUUAGUCCACAGCCCCUGCAGUCAGAGAGGAGUUUCUUGCAUGAUAAGGUGCAAGAAAAAAUGAAAGCCAAAAGUCCAGAUAAAAGGGAAAAGGAAUUUAUAAGCUUACCAGAGGUUAAAGGUGCUGAAGCUCAUCCCUCGAAACCCAAAAUGAAACAGGGUGUGACAGUGCAGAGGUCUUCUGUGGCCACGAUACCUCAUAUAACCAAUAUAGAUCCAUUUUCAGGGACACUGAGUGACUCUCAGAGUUCUGAUGGAAAAGAUGGCAAUCUUCCCAAUGUCUGACAUGAUGUGGGUCUCCCAGAAAUCCACUUCAAACACCCUUGCCUUACCUCUACAUAGCGUGAUUGUAUAAGAUGGUGAAUGUUAAGUGGACAGUAGGAUUUGUUUGUGUAACGACUUAUAUAUGUGUUUCUUUUUAUAUGGAGGAAAAUACCAUACUGUCUGUUGCUAGCAAGAGAGAAAGUGGGCGGUUUUGAAUACAUGUAUUGUACAGUAUUUUUAGUAGAAUUUGAGACAUACAGGAAUGUAGUGUAAGAUGUUUCCUACUAUUGGAUCAGAUAAGAUUUGUAAAAUAUCUAUAUACAUUUUUUGUUGAAUAGUCCUUUUGAUUGAAAAGUGCAAGAUUUUAUUGUGGCAGAUAAUGAAACAAUGGGACAAGUUUUCAUGGUGUGUAUUCCUCUAAAUUAUGGCUGAUGUACAGAAAUUGAGUAAAUUCAAGUAGCAUUAAUUUGUGUCUUAGACAGUGUACAUGUAUGAACAUUGAGAUUACAGUUAUUCCCAAUAUGAAAUAGUCAUAAUGAUAAUUGGUGCUGAAUAAAAAGAUCCAGUGAAUGUCUUUCUGAUUAAGUAUUAUUAGUACAUUUAGUAUGAAUUUAUUGCACCAAUGCACUCUUGUCCAAUGAAUAAUACUCACAUACUGAUACUUAGAUACAAGCAUACUUUAAUGCUCAUAAAGAAAUUACUUCCAUUGUAUCAGUAUUUUAAAAUCUUGCAGGUAUGAUGUCACAAAACUUAAUUUAUGGAUGCAAAAAAAAAAAAAAAAAGAAGAGAUAAAUACAAUAUUUGACAACUGAAAUUUAAUAUUUGUAUAAAUUGAACAUUUUUUCAAAGUAUUAUUAAUCCCUUGAAUUUUGUUUUGGAAAAGGGGAAGGGACUUUACAUAGGAGUAAAAAUUAUAUUAGGUGAAAGUGGACAAUAUCAUACUACGCAAUAAUUUAAUUGUUGGACAUUGCACACACUUCUCAAUAUUUACUGGUAUUUAGGCAGUUAGUUUAGCUAACAGUCUGAAAGUUUGUCCUUCCCUAUAGGUGUAGGGGCUCUUGAAUGAAAUCUAGUCAUGAACACAUUUAUGAUAUGUGAGCUAAUGAUUUCAUGAAAUAAGAGAAAAGUUCUUGUUAAACUGAGUAUUGUGCAAUUAAAUAGAAAUGGAUAUAUUUAUUGGUCUGAAUAUUUAACACUGCUUUUGCUCAGAAAUUUUCCUUUAAAAUUAUUUGUAAGUGAUACAAGAUGAAAAUUCUGGGUGUUUUUUUUUAAUUGCAUGUUACUUUUUUUUUUAUAGUAGGAAGUGUAUCUUGAAACUAUCAAUUCCCACCAUGCUUUUGGUUUUUAAAUGUUGAAGUAUUGAAUAUGUGUUAAUGAUAAUCUGCAACCUUAUUAAGGUUGUUCUAGACACUUUGCAGGAAUUCAUCAGCACAUAGGACUGUUCGACUGUGUAAACCAUAAUUCUGCUCCACUGUUUCAGUGUGUGAAAGAGAGAGUAAAUUUGUAUUGAAAUGUUGUAUAUAUUUAUUGUGUGUAUUUAUUCUAGGAAGGCACCACAUCAUGUGCCUUUUCUAAUCCCUACCAGAGCUUCAUAACUUGCAGUGUCCAAUGUGUUCCAAAGUAGUGUUAGUUGAGAAAUAUUCUUUCACACAUAGUUUUCUGCAUUUUUUACUUAAUGUCUCAUGGAUGCAAUUGAUUAGAAGUUUUUUCUUUGUACAAGGAAGUUUUUGUCCACUUGGCAUCAACUGAAUUAGAAUUUCUCAAUCAAUUUCAUGACAGAGUGCAUCUUAAAAUAGUCAAUACUUAAUAUCCAAUCUCCAAUUUGCUCUCUGAAUCUUGGAGUACACUGUGCAAAACUGAAACAUGGUGUAGAGUAAAUCAUCUCUAUGCAAAAAGAAAAAAACAAAAAGAAAAAAAAAAAGAAUCAAAUGCACAAUGUAUUGCUGUGUGACAUCAUAAAUUUUCACACACUUGCUCAACUUUCUCUCAUUGUGAUAUCCAUAUGAUAAAAGGCAUUUAUAUCCAUGUAUUCAGUAUUGUUUUCAGAAUGAAUUAAUAGUUCAGUAUUGAGACAUAUAUGAAUAUUUUUACACUUCAAUGAUUGUUAAAGGAUGUUGUUUUGUUACAUUUAUGUGUAUUUUCACUCUUCGGGUGCUUGUAUCAUACUUCAGAAAGUAAUAAAGAAGAAAAAUAAGCAUCUGGA